Molecule: messenger RNA, 972 nt
Organism: Phalaenopsis equestris
Lineage: Eukaryota; Viridiplantae; Streptophyta; Magnoliopsida; Asparagales; Orchidaceae
Exons: 3
Coding region: 177-539 (120 amino acids)
Source: RefSeq, a predicted model, not a curated record
AAUAAAUGGGUUUGGCCAUUAUUCCUCUUCAACUAAGCUGUGCUCGAAGAACAAGGAACUGAGAAGAAGGUAUUUGCAAAUCUGAUAUCACCUGAUCUUUAUGCAAGCAAUAAUCAAUCAGCAGGCAAUAAAGGUAAAUAAUAAUUGUCAGUUCUCUAUCCAGUUGAAGAAGAAGCAUGGGGCACUUCUGUGAGCAAUGUGACAGAGAAUACAUAAAGACGACAAUUUUAGAGCACGAGGAAACCUUUAGAAACCAGGUCCACGAACUGCAUAGGCUUUAUGGAAUUCAGAAGAAAUUGAUGAAUGAUGUUAAAGCAGACCUUACAAUGCGGCGGGUAUCGUCCAGUCUGCGAAGCAAGAUAGGGAAAUGGAAUGCAGGUAAUGAGACUGUUGAGCAUGAACCAUAUGAUGGCUUUACUGAAGAGGAGAACAACCUUGAGCUGACACUGGCCAUUGGAAAUAGAAGGAAGAUGAACCUGCUUUCUCCGAAGACUUUGGAGCAAGUUUCUCCUCGUCUUCAGCUGAGUUUGGUGCUAUGAAGAUAGAAAUUAAUGAGAAACGUUUUGGAUUAAGAGCUUUUUAGAGUGAGAUCAUGAACAGUGCUUUUGAAGUUGAAGAACAAGCUUACUGUUUCAGUUUGAACGCAACAUGACGAGCUCUCUCAUUUCACAAUAAUAAUAAUGUUAUGCUGUAAUUUUUGAUGUUAAAAUAACCAAAUUUAAUGUUAAUAAACAAUUUAGACCACACAACUUAAGCAAACUUAAGGUCUAUUUGGAGUAGUUAUAGUUGUUUGAAGAAACAACUAUGAAUCUACUACAGAAGAAGUUGUGGUUUAAAAACUUGUUGUGACUAUUACAAUUUUUUUUUUCAGAAAGUCAAACCAUAGCUUUCUAGCAGUCACUGUACGUAACCAAGACUGGUGGCAAAACGUUGCUUGCAACAACUCACUACCAUCACACCACUACCCCAAAA